Molecule: messenger RNA, 642 nt
Organism: Danaus chrysippus (African queen)
Lineage: Eukaryota; Metazoa; Arthropoda; Insecta; Lepidoptera; Nymphalidae
Source: the annotation of a GenBank genome assembly
AUGAAAAGUCUCGAUCAACAAAUAUGGGGAUCCGGAGACGAAGAAGAUAUAGACGAAGAACAAAAUAAGAACGAGGCAAAGGUGAGAAAGAAAUGGGCUCUAAAGAAUAAGAACAAGGAAAAGAUGAGCAGUGAAGGAAAGGAAAGGAAAAAUAAGAUAUUAAUGAAAUGGAACCCGAAGUUGACGAUGAUCAGGUUAGUUGAUCCCUAUCAUGGAAAACAACAAGAACUACCUGAGCCCGAUGAUUUAAACUUGGACGGCGAAGGAAAAGACGAUAAGAAUGGAGAAACCGAAACUGAAAAUCCGUUUGAAAUCGACGCGAUGAAAGAAGCUUUACAAGAAGAGCAGAAAGAAAAUGAUAAUGAAGAUAAAGAUAUAGGAAAUAAAAAUGGGUUAGAAGUGUCCAGUGAUGAAGAAGGUGAAGGAAACGAUGAUGAACAGAACAAAGAGGAAGGUACUGAAACGGAGCAAGACAAAGAGAAACAUGAAAACGAAGAAAUACUGAAAGAAACAGGAGAUGAUGAGACACAAGUGGAUGAAAACAAUCCGGAAACGGAACCGGAUACACAGGAUGGCUCAGAGAAAGAAUUACCAAAGAAUCCGGAUGACAUAACGAAAGAUGAAGAAAAAACAAGAGACUAA